Nelumbo nucifera (sacred lotus) is the source of this 2198-nucleotide messenger RNA. Its product is annotated as indole-3-pyruvate monooxygenase YUCCA2-like. Gene Ontology annotation, biological process: auxin biosynthetic process. Lineage: Eukaryota; Viridiplantae; Streptophyta; Magnoliopsida; Proteales; Nelumbonaceae. Gene Ontology annotation, molecular function: NADP binding; flavin adenine dinucleotide binding; N,N-dimethylaniline monooxygenase activity. The record is from RefSeq and is a predicted model, not a curated record.
UUCAAUGCUCUCUCUCUCUCUCUCUCGUUGUCUCUUGGGUUGAGUUAAUUAGUCCCCUAGCACCCUCCUCUUAGUUUUCUCCUCCAACAAAACAAAUAGUACUACAUUGAAAACCUACCCUUUCAAAGUGGUAAGACUCCUUAUACCCAACUUAUCAAUUUGAAAUCAUCACUUGCCAUGGUUCUCAAUUUAGUCCUCCCUUAGAAUCUUAGAUAAGAGAGUAAUAUAUCAUUCAAUCCAGACUGAUCUCAUUUUUAGAAACUCAGGGAAUUCAUGAGUUGUAUUCCGUCUCAGCCAAUUGUAUAUAUGGCCUGUUUUGUUGCAGUACGUCCAACUACUAGGUUACAGAGGAAGCAAGUGAAGACAGUUUUAUAACUGCUUAAUUUUGUUUGUUUCAUUUCAUAUAUACUCCUCAUGGAUUUCAUCAGAGAAAUAGAAGGCAAGAGAGUUCAUGAUCACUUGGGCGAGAAGAUGAAUAAAGGUGCAAGGUGCGUCUGGGUGCCAGGUCCAGUCAUUGUCGGUGCCGGCCCCUCCGGCCUUGCCGCAGCGGCGUGCCUCAAGGAAAGCGGAGUUCCCAGUUUGAUCCUUGAGAGAGCUAACUGCGUAGCUUCUCUGUGGCAGCUCAAAACUUACGACCGUCUUUGCCUCCAUCUCCCCAAGCAAUUCUGCGAGCUGCCGCUGAUGCCAUUUCCCACCAGUUUUCCUACUUAUCCCACUAAACAGCAAUUUGUGAGCUACGUGGAGUCUUACGCUAGCCAGUUUGAUUUACACCCAGUGUUCAACAAAACAGUAGAGAGCGCCGAGUAUGAACCCAACCAUGGGCUCUGGCGGGUGAGGACUGUGGGAUUGAAGAAGGACGACAGGACUGAGUACGUGUCUCGGUGGUUGGUGGUGGCUACCGGGGAGAAUGCGGAGGCCAUUGUUCCGGAAUUUGAAGGACUGAGCGAGUUUUCAGGGCCUAUUGUUCACACCAGCUCCUACAAGAGCGGAGACGCUUUCCACGGCAAGAGAGUGUUGGUGGUUGGAUGUGGAAAUUCAGGAAUGGAGGUCUGUCUGGACCUCUGCAACCAUAACGCUACCCCAUCUCUUGUGGUCAGAGAUUCAGUGCACGUCCUACCACGGGAGAUGCUGGGGAGAUCAACUUUUGGGCUGUCCAUGUGGUUGCUCAAGUGGCUGCCCAUACGCCUCGUCGAUCGUUUCUUGCUGCUGGUGUCGCGUCUCAUGCUCGGCGACACAUCCCGUCUCGGCCUCCACCGCCCACACCUCGGUCCCCUUGAGCUCAAGAACUCGUCUGGCAAGACACCAGUACUGGAUGCAGGGACACUUGCCAAGAUAAAAUCUGGAGAGAUCAAGGUUCGCCGGGGCAUAAAGCGACUAACAAAAGACGCAGUGGAGUUCGUUGAUGGGUGCAUCGAGGAGUUCGAUGCCAUCAUCUUGGCAACUGGUUACAAAAGCAACGUACCUUCUUGGUUAAAGGAAGGAGAUUUGUUUUCCAAGCAAGAUGGGUUGCCAAGGAGGCCAUUCCCAAAUGGGUGGAAAGGGGAGUUUGGGCUAUACGCUGUGGGGUUCACCAAACGCGGCCUACUGGGUGCAUCGAUGGAUGCCAGAAGGGUAGCACAAGAUAUCGAGCAGUGCUGGAAAGCUGAGGCCAGGCGUCAUUUCCCUGCAUUCAGUUGUUCACCACCAACAUUGCCAAAACCACACUAAGCCAAUCUCUUUACCAGCUCUAUUUCAGAAUUGAAACAUCUACAGUCUACAGAUCAAUGACCAACGACAUUAAUGGGUAUUAGAGGUUUUUGAAGUUUUAGAAGUGUAAUGGUUCUUUCAGACCAGAUGUUCCUCCAUUUCAAGAAAACAGAAGAAAAUGAAGAAUUUGUGGUUGGAUCUGAUGUUCCAAUAAUACUCAAAACGGCAAUGAAGUCUUGCUAAGGAGGAACCGCGACUGAAUGAACUGUUUAUUGUAGCCUCUUGGUGGGUGCACCCCCCCCCCCUCUACCAUCUUUGUACGUCCUGUACAUUGUCAUUCUCUAAUUAGGGUUAGGGAUGACUUUUUUAGUAUGAGACAUAGAGACAGACAGACAAAAACGAGGGAGAAAGGUUGUCUGGGUUUUGGCGUUUAUUUCAAAGAUGGUAGCAUUAGUGAUUACUGUGCUUAACCUUUACAAUCUCCAAAGGAUUUGGGGAUGAAAUUUAGAAUA